This is a messenger RNA of Puccinia graminis f. sp. tritici CRL 75-36-700-3, 381 nucleotides long. RefSeq lists its product as uncharacterized. Lineage: Eukaryota; Fungi; Basidiomycota; Pucciniomycetes; Pucciniales; Pucciniaceae. The record is from RefSeq and is a predicted model, not a curated record. The coding region runs from base 1 to 381 and encodes 126 amino acids. The transcript is spliced from 4 exons.
AUGCAUCCAAGAAUCCCCAACGCAGAAGAAAGAUUCAGAUCCUUCUGCAGUAUUGUCGGAUCCAACACGCUUCAGGAGUAUCUCGAUGCCCUUGAGAAGCUUUGCAAGGAGUUGGAAAAAAGAGAAGACUUGGUUGGGGAAACUCUGGUGUAUCCGCCUCAUGAACAGAGAAAUCUCAUUCUCAACGAUUCUCGUGGUUCUGGCACCCAUCGAUAUUGCGACAUCAGUCCCGCAAAAAGAGGCCAGGCAAUCAACUCUCGAUCGGAUAAGGAAGCUGAAGAGGUUCUAGAUAACCGUGUACUAAGUGUAAUCCGUUGCAGAAGGAUACGAGCAUCCGCAUACAGAUUCCCGGUCUAUGAUUACCCAUCAAGUUAUCAAUAA